Messenger RNA from Brenthis ino (lesser marbled fritillary), 759 nucleotides. The record is from the annotation of a GenBank genome assembly. Lineage: Eukaryota; Metazoa; Arthropoda; Insecta; Lepidoptera; Nymphalidae.
AUGGCUUUUCCGAAUGAGAACGAUGAAAUAAAUGAUUCAAACGGACUCGUAAGGAAUUUGAGGCGUCAACUGAUGCGAGACAACUCUGACUAUUCUUUAGAAGACGACACCAAAACGGAAUUACAAAUGAGAGCGAAUUCUAAACUUGUUAAAUCACAGGAAAACGGUGAAGUGUUAGUUACAAGACAUCACAGCAAAAAGCAAUCAAAGGAGAAUCAUUAUAAGAAACAAAAACGAGAAUAUUAUAAAGAAAUAUCAAGAAAAAACUUUUAUAUACCAAAUCUUAGUAAUAUUCAAAAAAUAAAAAUGCCUAAUAUUUCUUCAAAGAAAGAACAGCCUAUAAAAGCACAGCACGUAGUAUCUAACAAAGAUCUAUUCUAUUAUAUGGACGAUCAGAAAUUAGUCCCGGAACCUAAAAAAAAGUAUCAGAAUGAAAAUCAUCACAAAAAUAUGAGAAAUGAUGUGAAAUCAACAGUGAAAUAUAGAUAUUUGAAGCUCAAACAUCCAUAUCGACGACAUAACCAACCACGUCUCGUCCAAGAAGAGGGCGCAGAGAAGUUUGCAAUUGUUAAUCUCGACAAAGGUCCUAUACCAGAACUGCGGCUGCCGCCAUCCCGGAGGCAAUACAUGCGAGACCCUGGCGAGGUCGUGGCCGAUGAUGAAGAGGUUCCUCCUCCUCCGGUCAACACCAGCGAUCCUGAAGCUGCACCAGAUGAUGAAACUACUACUAAAUUUUCUAUUACACCAGGAACGCUCACU